Messenger RNA from Dermacentor silvarum, 3524 nucleotides. RefSeq lists its product as uncharacterized. The coding region runs from base 505 to 2376 and encodes 623 amino acids. The transcript has a single exon. NCBI's taxonomy places the organism in Eukaryota, Metazoa, Arthropoda, Arachnida, Ixodida, Ixodidae. The record is from RefSeq and is a predicted model, not a curated record.
AAGGGGAGACGCGGGUCGAAAAGUCACAGAUUUCCGGAAAAUUUUCGCUUUUUCUUUUUCCGGUUGUAUUGGCAUCCUUGGACUAUAAUCUUUUACUUCUGAAAAUAUCAAGCUGAAGUUCGCGCGAGAAAUUAUCUAAAAAUGCUUCCAAGUGGGCAGCGGUGACGUGAGAAAUGCGCGAAAGUCGCCAAAAAUGGCGUAGUUCGCGUCGUCCUGUCGCGAAAACAACGCGUUGGCCGCCAUUUGCAAUCGUGCACGCAUGCUGCGAAGGCCGUCCCCUUCACAAUCCAUUAGUAGCCAGUCUCGUAGCUUCACGCAGAAUAAACAAAAAACAAGAAAAACAACGCGUACGUCACGCGUUUCGAAUAUCGCAGCAAACAGCGCGAGGCCGCCAUUGGACGGCGGUGCGCUCCACCCCCCCCCCCCCUCCUAUCUCUCCGGCAAAAGAGCGAAGCCUCGGACGUCGCGGUCAAGUUGUUCUGCGUUUCUCUGCAUUUUUGCGUCAUGGCAAGCCCCAAGAAGCGCAGUCUAGAUAAUCGAAAGUUCAGAACUCGCCACAAGUAUCGAGGGAAACGGCGUCGGACGCUUCCCAAAGCGACAGCGAACGACGAUGUCACCCCCGACCAACGCCCCGACGCUCGGACUUCGGAUAGGCCUAACACCGACACCGAACACCGCGACAGUGGUUGUGAAAUAGCCGCUGCCGUGGAAUUCGUCAGUGCAUCCCAAAGGAAGAUUGGAUUCUUCAAGAGCGAACGUAGACAAGUAGAUGCUGCUACUGCCAACACGCUGCUUUGCGAAAUCGAUGCGCUGACGGCACUUGUGGCGGGUGCGCAAUGCCCAACCUGCCGCGAACGGAAGCUCGGCGUCCGAGAGGCAGCUGGAAAGCGCAAAGGGCUUUCGGCAUUCCUUGAACUGUGCUGUGAAAAUCCCAAUUGCCCUGAAUCUGCACUUUCGUUCACGCACACGUCGAGACGUACUACUUCGGCCGGGAACCAAGGGACGAGCGCUCGUUUCGACAGCGGCAGCUCGCGUGACAGCUUUGCUGUAAACGUGAAGGCAGUUCUGGCAGCACGCGCUAUAGGCGCAGGCCAUGACCAACUUUCACGAUUUUGUGCGAUUCUCGGUCUUCCGAGCCCGAUGCAUCACAAAACAUUCAACGGCAUUUCCAAGAAGCUCCAUGGUGCCGCGAUGACGGCAGUGAGCAAAAACUUGGACCAGGCAAGAAACAUCACGAAGGACGCAGUCGGCGGCAGAGAUGUGCCAGUCAUGUUUGAUGGCACCUGGCAGAAAAGAGGUCAUAAAAGCCACAAUGGAGUGGGCACAGUCGUGUCCCUGGACACGGGGCUCUGCCUCGAUUUUGAAGUUCUUUCGAACUACUGCCAUGCUUGCAGUAUCCACAGGGACCUUGGGGAGGAUGAAGAGGUAUGGCGAGCUUUCCAUCUUCCAGUUUGCGAAAAAAACACUGACUGCUCAUCCCACGCAAUGGAACCUGCGGCAGCUGUCAAUAUAUGGCAGAGGACCUUGUCUUAUGAAACUCCACUGCAAUUCACCAGCUUCCUAAGUGAUGGUGACAGCAAGGCCUACACUGCAGUCUGCGAGGCAAAUGUGUACUGUGACACACACAUUGACAAAGAAGAGUGCACUAACCACGUUGCAAAGCGCUUGGGAACUGCGCUACGGAAAUUGGCAACACCACUGCCACGAGGCGAAAAACUGAAAGAUGCAACAAUAAUGAAACUACAAACAUACUACAAGAUCGCCAUCACGAGCAACAAGGACAGUGUUCGAAGUAUGUACACUGCCAUAUGGGCAUCGUAUUUUCAUUGCUGCUCUAGUGAUGGUGCCAGUAGCCACAACUUUUGCCCCGCGGGACCAAAUUCGUGGUGCAAGCACAAGCGUGCGGAAGCACUGGGGGAGCCUGCACCGCACCACACCCCACUGUUGACGAAGGCUCAAGGAUUGGCAAUUAUGCCUAUCUACGAGCGCCUUACAGAGGAGAAACUCCUUAUUCGGUGUCUUCAUGGCAAGACACAGAAUGCAGCCGAAUCGCUGAACAGCAAGAUAUGGCUGCUAUGUCCAAAAACAAAGUUUGCCUCCAGAACAACUGUGGAGACGGCCACCGCUCUUGCUGUACUCUGGUACAAUAAAGGCCACAGGGGCUUUGAAAAAGUGCUCGAAGGCAUUGGAAUUCUCCCCUCAAGAGAUCUGGCCACACAUGGUGACCGCUGUGACGUCAUGCGCAUCAGGAAGAUGAACCUGAAGCAAACUGCAGAAGCGAGGGCGCACCGUCGCAACACAGCGAAGAGAGCUCGUGUCGAGGACACUGACCGCAAGAGCCGUGAAGGACCAAGCUAUGGUGCGGGAGACUUCUAGACACUUGCAGUGCAUUCAGUGCAAGCUGCUUUUCAUUGUGCCCCAAUUUGAUGCAAAAAGAAUGGUUUCCUAAUAAAUGCCAACUUUCCAAACUUUCGAACUUGUUUUUCUCAUUUUCAUUUUUUUUUUUGACAAUUUCACGUUUUCCGGGCAGCCUUUUAGACACUUAUACUUAUUGUAUAGUAACGAAACUUGGCACACAUAUUCUUCAACACAUGCAGAAUGCAAAUAUCUAUUUGAAAUUGUAAUGCCUACCAGCAUUAGUUGUGAAAAUAUUAGGUUAUUGUUUCAAGGGAGAUUGAAAAUAAUUAGUCAUUCAAUACAAUUUUUUUUUCUUGGUUCCAAUAUUUCUGUGACAUAUCUGGAUAGAUAUUUGCACUUCACAAUCUACCAAGAGUCAAAUAAGAUCAGACACAAUGCUUUCACUGAAAGUUAAGUACAUAAAAGAGUACCUGCAAAAAAUGUAACUUUUUGCUAUUGUGCAUGGCAUAACUCAAUAACUAUAGCAGCUAUACAAAAAAUGAUUGCAUAUUUGAAAUCUGCAUGAAAAACUAUACCAAUAACAAAAUUUUCAAGUGUCUAUGACUAGAAAUUAAAAAAACGUUUUUUCGAGGAGCGUCUCCCCUUAAGCACUAGAGCUCGGUAGCUUCACUAAACUUUUAACGUGAUGCAGUACCCGCAUUUAAUUCUUGAACUGCUUCAAAGAAGGACCACAGCUCAACAUUUAGUGUUUAGGAGAACCUAAACUUGCACUUUUUAGUCUUUUGUGGUAUAGCAUAUUGGCAGUUCUUUCUGGGGUUUUACGAUGCCAAAACCAGUUCUGAUUAUGAGGCACUGCCGUAGGGGAGGGUUCCGGAAUAAUUUUGACCACCUAAGGUUGUUUAAUGUGCACUACAACGAGAGCACAUGGGCCGCUGCGGCCGGGGUUUGAUCCCGCAACCUCGUGCUCAGCAGUGCAAUGCCUUAGCCACUGAGACACCGCAGAGGGUUCGUUUUCAAAUUUAUCUGCUGUAUCUGAAGUACUAGUAGUGCUGAUUGCUGCACAAUCAAAAUUCUAGACUUCAUUGCUGAGUGCAGCCAUCACUGUCAAUUCCGUAAGUGUCCUUUUAGAAAGCUAGCCAGCUGAGGCAUUGUCAGAGUGGAGCAGA